UGCAGUUCCUGGGUAGGGAAGUUGUGCGGCGGGGAUCCGAUGGGGUUUACCGCGGCAGUCGGGGUGCGCGCGCUUGCCGGAGUUGGUCCACUGCCCAGGCACCCCCGUCGGCGGCCCCCGGCCCCGCCCGCGUCUCAGGGGCAAAGGGGCGAGCCCCGGCUAGCGGGCUGGGGGAGGGGAGGCCGCAGGGACAAAGGCCGCAGACUCCGCGCUCCGGCCCGCGGGUGCGGCGGCAAACUCGGGGCAGCGGGACCUGGCGGGACGGUCGCACCUCGGGGAGCCUGCGCCGCGCUGGAGCGCCCCGGGACGCCGGCGGGUCCCGCGCAGGCCGAGCCCGCCCGCCCUCCGCCCGCGCCGCCCCCUCCCCCUCCCCACCUCCCCGCGGCUUCUCAGCGCUCGGCGAACAUGGCGGCGGCGGCGGUCGGGCGGGACACUUUACCUGAGCACUGGUCCUAUGGCGUGUGCCGGGAUGGCCGCGUCUUCUUCAUCAACGACCAGCUCCGCCGCACCACCUGGCUGCACCCGCGCACCGGGGAGCCGGUCAACUCGGGCCACAUGAUCCGCUCAGACCUGCCCCGCGGCUGGGAGGAGGGCUUCACGGAGGAGGGCGCCAGCUUCUUCAUCGACCAUAACCAGCAGACCACAGCAUUCAGGCAUCCUGUGACGGGGCAGUUUUCUCCAGAGAAUAGUGAAUUCAUUCUUCAAGAAGAGCCAAAUCCACAUAUGUCAAAGCAAGAGAGAAACCAAAGACCGUCCAGCAUGGUCAGUGAAACGUCCACAGCUGGGACCACUUCCACCCUGGAGGCCAAGCCUGGACCCAAGAUUAUAAAGUCCAGCAAUAAAGUCCACAGUUUUGGGAAGAGGGACCAGGCAAUUCGGAGGAACCCCAAUGUUCCGGUGAUGGUGAGGGGCUGGCUGCACAAGCAGGACAGUUCUGGGAUGAGGCUGUGGAAGAGAAGGUGGUUUGUACUUGCUGACUAUUGCUUGUUUUACUAUAAAGACAGCCGAGAAGAAGCAGUCCUGGGAAGCAUCCCUCUACCCAGCUAUGUGAUCUCACCAGUGGGCCCUGAGGAUCGCAUAAGUCGCAAGUACUCCUUUAAGGCUGUGCACAGAGGGAUGCGAGCUAUCAUCUAUAACAGCUCUGUGGUGGGCUCUCAGGCUGAGCAUUCAGGCAUGAGGACCUACUACUUCAGUGCUGACACCCAGGAAGACAUGAAUGCUUGGGUCAGGGCCAUGAACCAGGCUGCACAGGUGCUGUCUCGAUCAUCACUAAAGAGGGACGUGGAGAAGGUGGAGCGGCAGGCUGUCCCCCAGACCAACCACACAGAGUCCUGUCAUGAAUGUGGCCAUGUGGGACCUGGACACUCAAGAGAUUGUCCUCAUCAUGGCCAUGAUGACUUCUUUGGCUUUGAAAGGCAGGAGCAGGAAACAGAACGGUACCGUUUCCAGAGGGACCCACUGGAGGGCAAGCGGGACAGGAGCAAGGCCAGGUCCCCAUACUCACCAACGGAGGAGGACACCUUGUUCGUGGAUUUACCAGGAGGCCCAAGAGGCCAGCAGGCACAGCCCCAGCGGGCAGAGAAGAACGGCAUGCUCCCUGCCUCAUAUGGCCCAGGAGAACAGAAUGGGACUGUUGGAUACCAGCAGGCGUUUCCUUCCAGGACCAACCCUGAAAAGCAUAGCCAGAGGAAGAACAACCUGGCCCAGGUGGAGCACUGGGCAAAGGCCCAGAAGGCGAAUGGCAGGAGCCUCCCGUCAGACCAGACGCUUCCUCGCCAGGGUCCUGGCCAGUCCCUAUCCUUCCCAGAAAACUACCAGACUCUUCCCAGGAGCACACGACACCCUUCAGGGGGCUCCUCGCCCCCUCCCCGCAACCUGCCGAGUGACUACAAGUAUGCACAGGACCGGGCUAGCCACCUGAAGAUGUCCAGUGAGGAACGCCGAGCACACCGGGAUGGCACCGUGUGGCAGCUGUAUGAGUGGCAGCAGCGCCAGCAGUUCCGGCACGGCAGCCCCACGGCACCCAUCUGCAUGGGCUCCCCGGAGUUCACUGACCAGGGCCGGAGCAGGAGCAUGCUAGAGGUGCCCCGCUCCAUCUCUGUGCCUCCAUCUCCCUCAGACAUCCCUCCCCCGGGACCCCCUAGGGUCUUCCCACCCCGGCAGCCACACGUACCAGCAGAGCGGGUCACUGUGAAGCCGCCAGACCAGAGGAGGAGUGUGGACAUCUCACUGGGGGGUUCUCCCAAGAAGGCUCGGGGCCAUGCUAUCAAGAACGCCUCUCACAUAGACCGCCGCUCCAUGCCCUCCAUUGGUUACAUGACCCACACAGUCAGCGCUCCCAGUUUACAUGGAAAAUCGGCUGACGACACCUACCUCCAGCUGAAGAAAGACCUGGAGUACCUGGAUCUAAAGAUGACAGGCCGAGACAUUCUCAAGGAUCGAAGUCUGAAGCCUGUGAAGAUAGCUGAGAGUGACAUUGACGUCAAACUGAGCAUCUUCUGCGAACAAGACAGAAUCCUGCAGGACUUGGAAGACAAGAUACGAGCCCUCAAGGAGAACAAAGAUCAGCUAGAAUCUGUUCUGGAAGUGUUGCACAGACAGAUGGAACAGUACCGAGACCAACCUCAGCACCUGGAGAAGAUUGCCUACCAGCAGAGGUUGCUGCAGGAGGACCUUGUCCACAUCCGAGCUGAGCUCUCCAGAGAGUCCACUGAGAUGGAAAAUGCUUGGAACGAAUACCUGAAGUUGGAGAGUGAUGUGGAGCAGCUGAAGCAGACUCUACAGGAGCAACACAGGAGAGCCUUUUUUUUCCAGGAGAAAUCGCAGAUACAGAAGGAUCUGUGGAGGAUUGAAGAUGUCAUUGCAGGCCUGAGUACAAAUAAGGAGAACUUCAGAAUCCUAGUAGAAUCAGUCAAAAAUCCGGAAAGAAAGACGGUGCCUUUGUUUCCUCAUCCGCCUGUGCCUUCACUCUUGACUGCUGAGAGCAAGCCACCCCCGCAGCCCAGCCCUCCCACCAGCCCUGUGCGGACCCCUCUGGAGGUUCGACUCUUCCCUCAGCUGCAACCCUACGUGCCCUACCGACCUCACCCACCCCAGCUGAAGAAAGUGACAUCCCCCCUUCAGUCACCAACUAAGAUGAAGCCCAAAGUUGAAGAUGAGGCACCUCCCAGGCCCCCACUCCCCGAACUCUACAGCCCAGAGGACCAGCCCCCGGCCGUACCACCUCUGCCAAGGGAGGCCACCAUCAUCCGGCACACUUCUGUGCGAGGCCUCAAGCGGCAGUCGGAUGAGAGGAAGCGAGACCGGGAGCUGGGGCAGUGUGUGAACGGGGACUCGAGGGUGGAGCUCCGUUCCUAUGUGAGUGAGCCUGAGCUGGCAACCCUCAGUGGAGACAUGGCCCACUCCUCUCUGGGACUUGUGGGCCCUGAGAACAGGUACCAGACGCUGCCAGGCAGAGGUCUUUCGGGGUCCACAUCAAGGCUCCAGCAGUCAUCCACCAUUGCUCCCUACGUCACACUCCGGAGGGGUCUAAAUGCUGAAAGCAGCAAGGUGACCUUUCCUAGGCCCCAGAGUGCCUUGGAGCGCCUGUACUCAGGGGACCACCAGCGGGGCAAAAUGAGCGCGGAAGAGCAGCUUGAGCGCAUGAAGCGACACCAGAAGGCCCUGGUCCGGGAGCGCAAGAGGACACUGAGCCAAGGAGAGAGGACAGGCCUGCCCUCGUCCCGCUACUUCAGCCAGCCACUCCCUGGAGAUAUCGGCUCAUGGAAGCGUGAGCAGGAUUUUGACCUGCAGUUGCUGGAACGGGCCAUGCAAGGGGAAAGGAAGGACAAGGAGGAGAAUGGCUGGUUGAAAGUGCAGGCUGUGCCUGUCACUGAGUUGGACCUGGAACCUCAGGACUAUGACCUGGACAUCAGCAGAGAGCUGUCCAAACCAGACAAGGUCUCCAUCCCUGAGCGUUACGUGGAGCUGGAUCCCGAAGAGCCACCCAGCCUUGAGGAGCUGCAGGCUCGGUAUCGCAAAGCUGAGAAGAUCCGCAAUAUUCUCACCCGGUCAAGCAUGUGCAACCUACAGCCGGCAUCAGGCCAGGACAGGAGCAGUACAGCUGACCUGGACUUACAGCUUCAGGAGCAGGAGCGCAUCAUCAACAUCUCCUAUGCCCUGGCCUCUGAGGCCUCUCAGCGCAGCAAGCAGGUGGCAGCUCAGCAACUGGCCCUCCUCCCGCCUAACGCCCCCCUGUCCUCCAGAACGGUGCCACCUUACCCCCCCUUAGCCAACGGACUCCACUACACCUUUGUCUAACACCUUCCAACCCAGGCAGUGCCCGACCCAUGACCCAUUGUGCAGAAAAGAAGCCUGGAGCCCCGGGACCCAGUGGAACCAGCUUCCUUUGAGGAGAUCGACCUUUCAGCCCCCAAAGAAGCACCUUCCAGCUAAGCAGGGCUCAGCUGGAGGAAGGAACAGCUCACCAGCUGAGGGGUGUUCACCACAGGGCUAGGUCCUAACACUAAUUUUAGUUCAGACUCCUUUUUACAUGUGACAAAGGCACUUUUGAUACACACUGUAAAGUACUGACACUGUAUUUUAGAAUCAGAAUAUAUUUUAUAUGUUCACCUCAAGGGCUGCGUGGCUGGAAAGGUGAGGAUGCAGGAUUUUAUAGUUGCACAUACAGAUUCAGGUACUGUUUGAGUGACCAGUUUGGUUGGGGAGAAGGGCAGUGGGAGCAGAGGCCGAUCCAACUUCCGACAGACUCAGGUGAAGGUUGGAUUUGAGGAUGUGCUACCAGUAGAUUCUAGCGUUAGGCCUGUUGGAGAAGAGCACUGUCUGGAAGAAGAGGGGCCGUUGGCUGCAGUGAGCAGCUGUCCCUGACCUGGUGACCAGUUCUGUGUGAACUCCAGCAGUGUAGUGUGGAGAGCCCAAGUCUGUGCCUUGGCCCUUGGGUUUGGUUUAGAGGAAACUGUGUUCAGGAUCACUGGGCUCCAUGGCCUGCCCACCAAGUUCCCUCAGCAAAGGGCUCUUCUCAGAAAGAAAAAAGUGGUUUGCUUUAAUUAAAAAAAAAAUUCACUUUGAAGUACAGAAAAGGUGAAAGCAACUUUUAUUGUAUUGUAUCAUAGCAAUAAACCCCAUACUGGGUAACAUCUACCUAAAAAUCCGUGAUGAAUGCCUUCCCUCCAGAUAGGCUGUGAUGGGAGCCUUUGCUGCCUACCAGAGAGCCUCCCCAUUCCUGACAGUCUGCCACCAGCAGGGCCACGAUGGCAGGACUUGGACUUGACUCCAGCCCAAAAUGAGGAGAGGGCUACCAAGCCAGGGGCAGAGUUUGUGGACCUUUAUUUAAGACACGUUCUUAUGAUCUUCUUCAUAUAGAAAAUGUUUGAAAGGAAACAACAAAAACCUCCAUUGGGUGGAGCCAUACUUUAAAUGAAAAAUUUGUCUUGACUAUUCUCAGAAAAAAAAAAAAAAGAAUCUUGAAUAUAUUUAGAAGUUGCCGUCUAUUUUUAACUAACUCCAUAUGCUGCCAGUAUCAACUUCAUGACAUUUGCCAAAAUAAAAUUUUAUUUUUGCCUUUAUAAGAUUUUGUUGGAAAAAUGAAAUGAAUAUUUUGCAAGGAAAUGUUAAUUUAAAUAAAAGCGUAAUGGUUUGCAAAAACAAAUGUGAUGUACAGAUUAAAAUAUUAACCUGA
Messenger RNA from Nycticebus coucang (slow loris), 5677 nucleotides. It is a transcript of the gene PLEKHA7, whose product is annotated as pleckstrin homology domain containing A7. The record is from RefSeq and is a predicted model, not a curated record. Gene Ontology annotation, biological process: zonula adherens maintenance; epithelial cell-cell adhesion; pore complex assembly. Lineage: Eukaryota; Metazoa; Chordata; Mammalia; Primates; Lorisidae. Gene Ontology annotation, cellular component: zonula adherens; pore complex. The transcript has 28 exons. Bases 40 to 4299 code for a protein of 1419 amino acids. Gene Ontology annotation, molecular function: protein binding.